Messenger RNA from Epinephelus fuscoguttatus (brown-marbled grouper), 5400 nucleotides. It is a transcript of the gene spryd3, whose product is annotated as SPRY domain containing 3. Lineage: Eukaryota; Metazoa; Chordata; Actinopteri; Perciformes; Serranidae. The transcript has 11 exons. Bases 128 to 1384 code for a protein of 418 amino acids. The record is from RefSeq and is a predicted model, not a curated record. Gene Ontology annotation, molecular function: protein binding.
GUUUCAGUAACGCGGGUGUGACGUCACUGAGAAGCGCCGAACUCUAGUUUCCAAAGUUUUUAUGAGGAGCUAUGGAUAGCUGAUGGACAAAAGUGAGUUUCUGUCAUAUUAGCCCCCUAGAUAACAGAUGGAUGACAUCAAUGUCCUGCACCACAGAUGCCUCCUGAAUCUGAGGCGUCGAAUCAGAGAUAUUGGGGAUGGGCGCCCAGCACAGGAACGGUACAUGAGGUUACAGAAGGAUGGAGACACACUCAGUUACCAAGGGAACUCUGAAGAGGUGGGUUGCUAUGUGGCUGGCCAUCCUUUAUCAAAGGGAAAUUGCUACUUUGAGGUGACAAUAGUGGACACAGGGGUGAGGGGGACCAUUGCUGUGGGCCUGGUGCCUAAAUUCUACAGGCUGGACCACCAGCCUGGCUGGCUGCCAUACUCUGUAGCUUACCACGCUGACAACGGCAAGUUAUAUAAUGGCAACCCUGUGGGUCAGCAGUUCGGGCCAAAGUGUGCUCGUGGUGACCGCAUUGGCUGUGGAAUACACUCAGAAAAUAUUGAUGCAGGCUUUACUACAGUCUUUUUCACCAAAAAUGGCAAAGAGGUCGGUUCAGUGGAGGUUCCUGUGUCGGCAGAGGGGCUGUUCCCUGCGGUAGGGAUGCACUCCAUGGGGGAGGAGGUGAAGGUUGACCUGCAAGCGGAGUGGUUCCUGGAGGAAGACGAUAGUAUGAUGAUGGUGGACAGCCACGAGGAUGACUGGGGGCGGCUUUACGACGUCAGGGUUAGCGGCACGCUCUUGGAGUAUGUUGGCAAAGGAAAGAGCAUCAUGGACGUGGGUUUGGCCCAGGCCCGCCAGCCACUCACCACCCGCUGCCACUACUAUGAGGUGGAGAUCGUUGAUGCUGGGGAGAAGUGCUACAUCGCCCUGGGCCUGGCAAGAAGGGACUACCCCAAGAACAGGCACCCGGGAUGGAGCCGAGGGUCGGUGGCGUACCAUGCUGAUGACGGCAAGAUCUUCCACGGCAGCGGGGUCGGAGACGCUUUCGGUCCUCGCUGCUUCAAAGGUGACAUCAUGGGCUGCGGCAUCAUGUUUCCACGAGACUACAUCCUGGAUGGAGAAGGUGACGUGGACGACUGGGAACGGCUGGAGGUCCAUCCAGGUCACGCAGGCGUCCAGAAUGUCCUGUACCUCAACGACGAAGAGGAGGAAGAGGAAGAUGGGGAGGAGGUAGAGCAGGGACAGGAGGGCAGGAAGGUCACGGUGUUCUUCACGAGGAACGGGAAGCUGAUGGGUCGAAGGGAGAUGGGGGUUCCUCCUGGCGGACUCUACCCAACUGUGGGGAUGCUGAGCAGCGGAGAGAAGGUCAAGGUUGAUUUGCAUCCCCUCAGUGGAUGAGCGGAGCGCGUGGACCGGACUUGUGACGCCCUGCAAACAGCUGGCUGCGCUGUAGAGCUCACCCACCGUAGCCUAGCAUGCUGCUAACACUUGUCAGAACACACUCAGUUGCACACAUGCACGUCGCUGUCGUCGCCCUCGACGCUGCCUCUGCUUUUAUUUAUAAGACCUGUACAUUUUCACAGUCAUCACAGCAACACAACCGGAUCGUCCUCCUGGGCGUGAUGUAGCAGAGAGGUCGUACAUGAGCCGCGUAGGUUACAGCAUGCGGACCAGACAGCUGUACCUCGAAGCUAAAAACUCCCAGAAGAUAUUUAACUGUUAAUUCUAUGCAAUCUGUACUGCUAUCAUCCUCACAUCUAACCGCCCUCUGCAUGCAGUGUGUGUCUCAAACACUGAGCUGUUAAAUCCCUCUCAUGAGGUCUGGCACACUUUGUUUAUUUUAUUUGUCACGACCCCAAGCAAAGCAGAGCGAGGCCAACAGUUGUGCCGAGUCAGAGCUCGUUGGCGGUUUAUGUUUCAGGGAAUAGACCCCCUCUCUCUCUCUCUUUCUCUCUGUCGCUCUCUCUCUCUCUCUCUCUCUCUCUCUCUUUCUCAACUUCCCUCUCCCUGUCCUCUCUCUGGGUGAGGCUGCCCUCCUGUGAGCGAUCAGGGACCUGCUGUUGCCCCACCUCCCUCACUCGCUGCUCUCCCGGAGCUGGCUGGAAGUGAAGCAUAGAUCUGUUGCAAUAUCUCAGAAAUGCUCAUUUUGUAUGAGAUUAUUGUAAAGGAUUAUUACAGGUUUGGCAAUCACAACCUCACGUAAGAUGCUGUAACCGAGCAGCGUCGGAUCAGAGUGGCUGAAAAGAUUUGUGAGUGUUUUCAUAGUUUCACGUAUGAGCCAAACCACAGGUAUAUUUUCUAUAAGUGCUCUGGUAAAUACACAUUUAAAUUUAUCUCCUACGUCAAAAGUUCAGGGAACAUGUUUCUGUUUUUGCACUUUGGGAAGGCUGAGGAGACUUUUAGGGCAGACAUGAAUACAGUGGAUGAACAAAAGAAAUCAAAAACAUUGCAGUGUAAUGCAGUCGGAUGCAACUGCACAAUCAUCAGCCAUAAAAGUAACCAUCUGAAAUGAAAAGUUACCUUUGCAAACCUCACACAGGAGUAUGAUUCGCAGGGCUGUGGUAUUGGACUGCAUCAUACUGCGAUGUGUUAUACUGUGUUUUAAUGUUUUGUUCUCCUUGUAUAAGCUUUACACACUGUGCAUGUUCGCUCUCAAUAUGAAGAAUUAUUUCCCAUCUUUCCUUUUUCCCCACUUUUUUUUUUUACCACAAAGUUAGAAUAAUGUGAUACUUUUUCAGUUUAGUUUAAAAGAACGAUCAGAAAUCAACUUCUUGCUUUCGUAGUCAGAGGAUAACCUUCUCUCCGUGAUGCCAAAUGUGAUGUAGAAUUAACUGCUGGAUGUUUUAUUGUUUUGUUUUUUAAGAUAACGAUAAUAAUGUUUGGUUGCUGCUUGUUUGCGUUUGUGUGUCUGCACAGAAUUCGACAGCAGCACCAGAGGUCUGUAUCACAAAGACAGAUUAGUGUCGUCAUCUAAAUUUGGGCGUGACUUAAAUCAGAAAGCUGGCUCACUUUUAACUUGGUUUGAUUGCUAUCGUUACCAGUGUUGUAGUUGUUUUAUUUUAGUCAAGAUUUAGUCAGUGGAAAUUUUAAUAAUUUGAUAAAUGUAGUCAGUGUUUAAAUCAUAAUUUUCUAAGACAAUCUGAUGAUACUGUCAUGGAGUUUGCUUUUAAAACUUCCAAUGAGAAGUAAGCAGACUUUGAACUAUGUUUUGUUACCUAGGCUGAGAAAUUAUGGCUGCACCGAAUAGUUCAAAGCUUCAUUCAUGACAUUCAAAUUCUAAAUCAACGAUCGAAAGCUGCCUAGCUGUGUACCUUAUAUACUGUAAAUAUAGUCUGUGUUUACCAUUCUUUAUUUCAGCCCUGUUUUUGAUUGUCAGUACUUUCCCUCUCUGCUGUACCUUCUUUAAUUUAAACUCCUUUGAAACGGUUUCUCUUAUUCAUAAUUGUUUCAUCAUUAUCAGACAAAAAGGCACUAAAAUGUCACUUUAGGAAAUAAAUAUACUCGCUUCAGGCUAAACAAAAAAUAUUGUUGAAAAUGGCUACCGUAUUUUGAAAUCCUAAAUGAGAAUUUGUGGUGUAAAACAAUUAAUUAACAGUUUUAGUCAUUCUUCCAAGCAAAAAUAUUGUGAAAAAGUAUUCGCAUCUUAACAGCACAGUAAUAAACUGAAUUUCUUUGGGUUUAGGACUUGUGGUUGAACAAAGCUUGAAGAUUUCACCCUGGCCUCCGUGGAAGUUAUGAUGGUUCUUAACUCUUUUUUAUGUUGAUAAUCUAAAGGGAUUAAUUAUUUUUGUUGUUGAAAAAAAGGCAGAUUAAUUGAUAAUAACAAAAUAAUUGUGAGUUGCAUCCUUUGAAAAUUGCCAUAUGUAUUUAUAACAUUAACGUCACUUUAUUGCUCAUGUUUCCACAGCUUUUCGAGUUGUGUGAUUACACGUGUGUAUUUCAUUAUUAUAUUUUGCUGCUGCAGCGACCUCAUCUACCUGCGGAUUAUUAUUGUUUCAGCUCUCAUCAUAUUAAGAAUUUCCUCUAACGGUUUUUAUGAUUUUGCUUAAAGAGUACUCCACUGAUUUAGCUUUGCAUUCCUAGAAAUAUUGUCAGGCUCUUGAUUGACGUUUUUGUGGAUAACAUGCAGCAAAGAGCCCAGACCUGAAUCCCGGCUGCUGCAGUCGGGACUUAGCCUUAAUGCUACAUGCUCUACCCAGUGAGCUACUAAAGCACCCCAACAUUUUUCUCUUUGCCAAAACCUGCCGCCUACAUUACCCACAGUGCAACUGCAGAGAGUUACUGUGGAGAUGCAGGUGUGUUAUGCUAGCAGCUUGUGUAGCCUGGAGCUGCCAGUGUCAGGCAGAGAUGAGGAGCGGGCUACACAGGUCUGGUAAGCUCACUUCUUUCUAACUCCACCCCUCUGGAUUUUUUCAAUUUAAUCUUGUACCUUUGACCAAACCAGCUGUUAGCAAAGGAGUCUUGACAACUGUCUUCAUAUGUUAAUACUCUUAAAUACCUGUACUUUGAUGUGUAAAUAUGGUUAAACAAACUCACUCCAGGCUGGAUUAGUAAACACCAGUUAUCCAGGAUCACCCGUGUGAGGCUCAGUUAAACCAGAUAACCAGAACAGACUAAGUUAAACUUGCUUUGUGAUACAGACCUCAGAGUUAAACCAAUCUGUGCAGGUGAUUAGAAAUACUGUUGAGUUUGAGUGGGAGCUGGUUUCCACAUAAAUUAUUUAGAACGAAGGGAAUGACAUCAUUAUUAAUUAGCUGAAAUCAUCCAGUUCCUCUUCAUCUCCCCACAUCUGUGUUUGUCCGUGACAUCAUCCCUACAACAUAAACUAUAAUGUACAUUCCUCUGCGCCUUCCCGUAAGGUGCUCUCAGCAGGUCUCUGUAGUUUCAUCAUUCACACUGCAGACAGUGAUGCUAGAAACAUAACGUGAUGUAAAAUUACUACACAGGGUUAACUAUUAAAUCACAUAUCUGCUGGAGAUUGUAUUGUUUGUGUUUAGCUGUUGUCAUGCAUUUUGUUUUAGAGCCACUGAUGAUGUAAAAAUAUGUAAAUGAGUCGUGUGUUUUUCUUCUUCUCCUGCAGGGCUGGACAGAGACUUAAGAUCAGGUUUUUACAGCCUGAACUGUUAUUAUGCUAGACGGUGCAAAGAUAUUAACGAGACACUGAUGUGGACUUUUCGGGCCACGUCUUAAGUUCAGGGUAUUAAAGUCACUUAAGUUAAAGUUUACUCAGAAUCUCAGUUUACAAAAUGUGUCACGGUUCAACCAAAUUAGAGCUAAAUCUGGUUUUAAAGUUUUGUAGCGUCUCUGAUUUUACUCACCAAGGACUCCUGUAAUAAUCCCUCGCCUUGUUGACUUGCACUAUAAUGGCCUUGUUCCGUACAUGUAUGAUCAUCAAUAAAGGUUUCAGUAAUGUA